Hyaloperonospora brassicae is the source of this 2310-nucleotide messenger RNA. The record is from the annotation of a GenBank genome assembly. Lineage: Eukaryota; Oomycota; Peronosporomycetes; Peronosporales; Peronosporaceae.
AUGUCCAGUACCUUUGCCUUUGGCCUUGCCAAGAACGGCGUCAAUGCGCUCCCGAACGUCCGACGCGCAGCCACAGCCGCUCACAUUAGUGACCGACUGUCGUCGCCGAGCUCUCUGGGCCACGAGGAGAGAGGCAGCACUGGUCCAUGGAGCAGCCGCGACGACAAGACAGGGGGUCUCGUGAUGAUUGCAGCGCCGCGGGCUGAUGGGCAGUUGAGGAAGCGCGGGACGUCUGUGGACAAGACGAACCCGUUCAUCGGAUACUUCCAGACAGGCAGCGACGUGACGGAUUGUGAAGGGGCGGCACAAAGUGUGGACGUCGAGCCCGUGGCGUGCCCAGUGCCCGUCGUACCCACCCGUCGAGCUCCGAGUCGCACCCAAAGCAGUGCGGCGCUAUCGUCGCUGUCGUCGCUGUCGUCGUUCUAUCCGUCUGCACUCUUUACGCCUCGAGCGCAGCCGACAGAGUGGCAAUGCACGCGUCUGUUACCGUUCUUUAUGACGCAGCAAGAUGCACCGCAAGAGUCGGUAGAGCAGCAGAAAGAGAAGAGACAGGAAGAGAAGAAGAGGCAGCAGCAGCAGCUGCAGCAGCAGCAACAGGAACAGAAGAAGCGUGCAGCGUUUGUAGAGUCGUUGAAGCUCGAGACGUCCGUGCUUGCAGGUGGAUCUGGCACGAGCGGAUGCACGAAACGGGGAAAAGCAGCCGGUUGUAUCAAUGGAGCGAUCGGAUAUGAUGCUCGAUGCUGUGCGGACUCGCGCACGUUGGGUUCGCGCUUUGAGCAGGACUUUGAGGUUAUGGGGUCUUUAGGUGCAGGAGGUCAAGGCUCUGUCUACAAGGUGCGCAGUAAGGUGGACGGAUGCUACUACGCGAUCAAAGAGGUGGUCCUUCCCCGCGCCACCGAACUCGAUGCGAAGCGCGCAGAAAGCCAAGCGUUGCGUGAAGUCCGUUUGAUGGCGUCCAUGGCUCCGCAUUCGAAUGUGGUUCGCUACCACACAGCUUGGACAGAAGUGCAUGCAUACGCUCCCCACGUCACUUCGUCGAUGGGAAGUGUCCGCGGGUCCACCGCUUCGUUGCUGGAGAGUGACUGCAGCUCACAGGACCUUCGCUGUCAGCAACUAGAAAUGCUGGACGAAGAAGCCGAGAUGCGCGCGAGCGGCAUCGAGUCUGCGGAUCACUCGUUCUCGCUCGACUAUUCGGUGAGUAGUUCGCUCAGUUGUGACGAGCGCUCGACUCCUGGGUUCACGUUCGAAGACGAGAGUUAUGACAGCGGCUCGGUGGGCUUAAGCUUUGAGGACGAGGCGUCUUUUGGUCAGCUGGGUGAACUGCAGAACGAGGUAAAGCUGGCUUCUGCUGCUGCUACUCCUUUUGCUGCAGAGCCGAUUGGCAUGAAGUCGCAGGUGAUCUUGUACAUCCAGAUGGAGUUGUGUGGCACAGCAGUGGACUCAGUCGCUUCGUCCCGGACCAUCCGUGAUAGCCACGAGCCACUUUAUCGCAUUUUACACCAGCCGGAGACGCCGCAGCAAGACCGUUUGCAGUUUCGCGAAGAAACGCAGUCAAACCUAGGGGCGUGGCUUCGUUCGUCCCUUGAGAAGCGUUUGUUGUGGUCUGACGCGCCCGAAAUACACCUAGAGGGGCUCAAGUUGUUUCUCGGUGCGGUCCAGGGCGUUGCUCACAUGCAUUCGUAUGGUGUGAUCCACCGUGACCUGAAGCCGGACAAUAUCUUCAUCCACGGCGAUGUUGCAAAGAUUGGCGAUUUCGGUCUUUCCAAGUCGGUUUACGCAGACAGCACGACGGACGGCGUUGUAUCCCCUCGUGAGUUUCUACGGGAUUGGGGUACCGCCUCGAGCAGCAGCAAUGCACUGAAGAAUGCUGCAACUCGUAUGAAAGGCGCUAAGUACUCGAUCAAGUCGGACAUUUUUGCACUGGGCGUGAUCUUGCUCGAACUGUGUUGCCCUUUCAGCACGGUGAUGGAGCGUUCGCAGGUUCUGACUGGUGUGCGCCACGGCGUUGUGCCUCAGAAGCCUCGACAGCACUUUCCGAUGGAGAUUGAUUUGGUCUUGCGCAUGACAUCGAUUGAUCCUAGCGAAAGACCUACCAGCGGAGAGGUUUGCGAGCAAUUACGCAGAAUCAUAGCCGCAUCAGGCGCCAUGGUUACGCCAGCAUCAGCCCUCGAAGACUUGCGUGAGGUCCAGCUGAAGCUCGCUGCGGCAGUUCGCUUGAUGCGCGACCGCUCGAAAGCUACUCUGUUGCUAGAGGCAUUGGUGUCCGAGAUGAACGAAAAGGUCCAGAACGUGGGCGUUGCUCUCGCCUGA